Messenger RNA from Branchiostoma belcheri (Belcher's lancelet), 10403 nucleotides. RefSeq names its product unconventional myosin-XVIIIa-like. Gene Ontology annotation, molecular function: cytoskeletal motor activity; ATP binding; protein binding. Gene Ontology annotation, cellular component: myosin complex. Bases 427 to 10308 code for a protein of 3293 amino acids. NCBI's taxonomy places the organism in Eukaryota, Metazoa, Chordata, Leptocardii, Amphioxiformes, Branchiostomatidae. The record is from RefSeq and is a predicted model, not a curated record. The transcript is spliced from 38 exons.
CUUAGCCGCAAAAACCAGGCUUGUGCCCCCCUGGGAAAAAGUGGCAGAUUCCGUAAUCUGACCCUUGCACCUGCUACAAUACCCCGGAUGUUCGAGCGCCAUUUUGAAUGUUGAAACCGAAGAAAAGCUGGGAAAACAGUCCGAUCGCCUCCCCCACUGGCACGGUCACCCGUCCUCAGGCCUCGGGAUUACUGGACUCGAUGUAAAAGUCGAGUUGAUAAUUGCUGACACGGUUGUUGGGUGACGUACACCGUCCUGGGACGCCCGGGCCGAGCGAGCCCCGCUGUGACCCUUGACUUGUCGGAGCGGUCUCACAUCUUGUGCGCUAUACCUGAGCGCUUCUUCUGUCCUAAACCACCGCCCCGGGGGGAAUAGGUGUGCUGCAAUUAUUUCAAGUAAAAAUUCCAGUCAGGGGAGUGAUUCGCCAUGUUUUCACGCAAGAAGAAAGACAAGGAUAAAGAGUCCAAGGAGGAGCGUAAGAAGGAGAAGAAGGACAAAAAGGAGAAAAAGGAGAAGAAACACAAGUUCUUCUCAAGGGGAGAACGAAGGGACCAGUCUGGUAUGAGCCACGAGGAACUGGCUCAGCUCGAGGAAUCAGCUCUGAAGCGUGGGAUUUUCAACGUGUCUCUCACACGGCGUAAGAAGCACCAUCCCGACCAGGAUUCGCUGGAGAACCAGCCGAUGGCGACGCAGGCGAGCGACAGCAGCGAGACGUCCAGUCUCAGUUCCAUGGGGCGGGGGUCCGGUCAGUUUGGGGCGGGGGAGGCUCUGGAAGGGGCUACGGCAGCACCUGUUCCGCCCCGCCGCAGCUCUGAAAACCGACCCCCUGUCCCUCCCAAACCUGCAGCGCGGCCGAAGAAAGGAAUUCUUAAGUCGAGUUUCGGAAAAGCGGAUAAGAUGCGCAUCUCAGCGUCUCUUGACGACACCCACACUCUGGCUCGGAAUACGGUAAUGAACGAGAACCUGUUCUCGGGAGACGAGGAGCAGCCGUUGGAGGCUCCUCCCCGGAAAAAGUUCUCCAGUCCGAGAGCGGCUCAGGCAGAAGUCCCGCUGUUCCCGACACUGGGCGAGAAAACUUUCAACGCCGACCUCAGGCUGCCCGCAGUAGCGCCGCCCAAACCCCCUCGGUCGCGUGACAUCAACAUCAACCGACAACCGACGGGAGAUUUCGGUUUCUCCCUGCGGAGGGGCGUGAUCGUGGAGAGAACCUACGACAACAAGGAGCUACAGAAGGUGGUGCACUUCGCCGAGCCGACCUUCGCGAAGAACAACCUGACGGGCCUGCUCCCCGGGGACCGGCUGGUGGAGGUGAACGGGGCGAACGUGGAGCAGUGCACGCGAGACGAGGUCGUGGAGAUGAUCAAGAAGUCCGGGGAUUCCGUCAACCUGAAGGUGCAGCCCAUCCCGGAGCUGAGCGAGCUCACGUCGCGUACCGGUAGCGAGGCGGAAACCCCCGUAGAGCAGUCCCCUGUGCACACUGGCACGCUCAAGAGAAGUGGCAGCAUGCGGUACAAGAAGGACAAAAUGGCUAAGUCUGAAGACCAGCUAGCGGAGGAGCAGUCCUGGCUGUCCCAUGCAGAGAAGGUCUGGCUGGUCCACAAGGGGGGGUUCGCUGGAGCCGGGCUCCUCCCCAGUCAGGGCGACCUUCCUGAAGGUCGGGUCAAGGUCAAGUUGGACCAUGGAGGAGAGGUGUUGGAAGUGGACGAGGAUGAUGUCGAAAAAGCGAAUCCGACACAGCAUGACAGAGCGGAGGACAUUGCGUCCCUGCGGUACCUGAAUGAGUCAGGUGUUCUGCACACCUUACGUCAGCGGUAUGGCAGUAACCUGAUCCACACCUACGCUGGGCCCACCCUGCUGGUCAUCAACCCCAUGCACCCUCUGUCUGUGUACUCUGACAAGGUGAUCCAGAUGUUUAAAGGCUGUAAACAGGAGGACAUGCCGCCCCACAUCUAUGCUGCUGCCCAGACAGCCUACCGUAACAUGCUGUCCUCCCGGCUGGACCAGUCCCUCAUCUUCCUGGGCGCCAGCGGCAGCGGGAAAACCAUGAACUCACGCCACGUCCUGCAGUACCUCGCCACGGUGGCAGGGACAGUCAACAACAAAGUUUCAGUUGAGAAGCUGAAUGCGGUGUGCACCAUUCUGGAGGCCUUUGGGAACAGUAAGACAGCCAUCAACAACAACGCCACACGGUACGCUCACAUCACUACACUGGACUUCGACCACUCCGGACAGGUGGUGUCAGCAGCCAUUCAGACCCUGUUGUUAGAUAAGAGCCGUGUGGUGCGCAGACCGGAGGGGGAGCUGAGCUUUAACGUGUUCUACCAGCUGCUGGCCGGGGCAGACUCCAUCCUGAAGAACGAACUUUACCUGUCCAACCUGGAACCCAACAUGUUCAUCACUCCACUGGAGAGGACUGAUGACCGACAGAGAGCCAGCCUAGCCUGGGCCAGGCUCCAGGGCGCCAUGGAGGUGCUGGGCUUCACAGAGGACGAGCAGAAGGCCAUCUGGUCAGUCCUGGCCGCAGUCUACCACCUCGGGGCUGCAGGGGCAGUCAAAGGGUCCAUGAGUGUAGGAGCACAGUUUGCCAAGCCCAGUGCUGCUCAGAAGGCCGCCUCUCUCCUGGGGUACGAGGUGGAGGAACUGGCACAGUGUGUGUUCAAGGUUGGCUCAGCCGUGGCCCGGGCACCAUCCUUCCGCGGCGGGGAGCGGCCGGCCAGCAGUCCUACAGAACCCCCCAACCCUGUGGAACUCCUGGAGGGCAUGGCUGUGGGGCUGUACUCUGAACUGUUUAAUGUGGUGGUCUCCUUGAUGAAUAGAUGUCUUGCGUCCACCUAUCGCUCGGUGUCUUCCAUGGUGUUGCUGGACGUGCCCGGGUUCCAGAACCCCCAGACAGUGGGGCGGGAACGCGGCGCCAGCUUCGAGGACCUCUGCUACAACUAUGCAAAUGAGCGCCUACAGCUCUCCUUCCACGAUACAACAUUCACAUCGCUGCAAGACAGAUAUGCCCAGGAGAACAUAGACUGUAGUUUUGAGACGGUGACGUCCACCCCCGCCCCCAUGGUAGCUGUGAUUGACAAGCCAGGACAGCAGGGUUUGAGUCGGACCAACCUGGACACCCAGGCAUUAGACCACAAGGGGUUGCUAUGGAUACUUGAGGAGGAGUCACUCAUGCCAGGGGCCACUGAAGAAUCAUUCCUGCAGAGAGUUUACAGCUGUUAUGGUGAUGGAACAAGUAGAAGAGAAGGGCUGGUGCACAGGGGAACCAAGAAGUCUUCCUUCAUCCUGAGACAUGCGCAGGGGAGUAACCCCGUACAGUACGACGUCACCAACUGGCUCAAACAUGCCCGGGAGAGCCCAGCAACCAAGAAUGCAUCCGGCGUGUUACAGGACUCACAGAAGGAGAAUAUCUGUGGUUUGUUUGCCGGCCGCCUGCCGACCUCCAACAUCUACUCGGGGUCGGUGGUUGGUCUGGAGAGCGCCUCGUCCCUGCGGAGGAUCUCCAGCAUCAGGAAGUCCUUCACGGGCGGAGCGGCCGCUGUCAAGAAACGCUCGCUCUGCAUGCAGGUCAAGUACCAAGUGGAUGGUAUCAUGGACACUAUCAAGAGAACACGGACACAUUUUGUCUGCUGUCUGAUGCCACAAGUCAACGCCGGGCUGUGUGAUCCGAAGAACGGGAUGCUGACCAAAUCGUCUCAGACCGCGGCGCCCGACACCGUGGACAUGCUGAACGUGCCGCUGGUGCGCUCACAGAUCCGCGGCAUGGAGAGUCUGGAGGCUGUGCGCACGUACAGACAAGGCUACCCUGAGCACAUGCUGUUUGGUGAGUUCCGCCGCAGGUUUGAGGUGCUGGCUCCCGCAGGCGACAGGCCGAAUGAACCUGUUCUGGAUGAGAGAAAGGCUGCAGAAGAUCUCCUGUCACAUCUGGACCUGGAGAAGACAUCUUACAGGAUGGGACUCUCACAGGUGUUUUUCCGAGCAGGUGCGCUGGCCCAGCUGGAGGACCAGCGGGAUGAGAAGACCACCGACACCAUCUCCAAGUUCCAGGCACACUGCAGGGGGUACAUCGCUCGCCAGAACCUCAAGAAAAUCAAGGUACAAGAGCUGGCCAUCCGAUGUAUCCAGAGGAACGUAAAGAUCUACAUGGCCGUGCGCAACUGGCCCUGGUUCCGCCUGGUCACCAAAGUCCUACCUCUCCUCAACGUGCACCGGACAGAGGACGAACUGAAAGAAAAACUGGUCGAGGUUGACCAACUGAAGGCCAAGCUGGAGAAGAUCGAGAAGGAACGCAACGAGCUGCGACAAGCCAACAACAAGCUGGAGACCAAAGUCGCCGACCUGACCUCGGAACUGUCGGAUGAACACAGUACAGCAAACAGUGCCUCAGAGAUGCUGGAGACAGAAACAGGAGAGAGGAUGAAACUAGAGAAGGAAAUGACACAGCUACAGGACCAGAAUGACAGCCUUCAGCAGAAGAUGAGACAGAUGGAGAUCGAGCUGACACAGAUGCGGCUGAUCCGAGCCUCGAGGAUUGGAGCAGUGGAGAGCGACGAAGAGGAAGAUGAAGGGGAGUCUAUCUACAAGGUGAAAUACGAGCGAGCCAUGCGGGAGAAUGAGUUCAUCAAGAAGCAGCUUCAGCAGAAGCACGAGGAUGAGAUGGAACAGCACCUCACAGCCAAGAAACAGCUGGAGAGGAAGCUGGCAGAUGCGCUGGAGGAUGCUGAGGAGCAGCAGCGGCAGGUGUCGAGCCUGAAGAAGAAGUGCCAGCGGGUGACGGCUGAGAUGCAGGACAUGAAACUGCACCUGGAGACCCAGCAGGAGAGGAACAGCCAGCUGGAAAAGAAACAGAGAAAGUUUGACCAUGAUGUCCACAUUGUCCAAGAGGAGACAGUGAGGGAGAAGGCAGCAAAGGACCGACUCCAGCACGAGAAGGACCAGCUCCAGACAGAACUCCUGCGACUCAGGAACUCCCUGGCCGACCGCGAAGCAGAGUACGACAACCUGACGCUCAAGGCCCAGCGCAUCGAGGUCGAGCUGACUGAGAUGUCGUCUGCAGGGUCUCUGGAUGACAAAGAGGUGGCAUCGCUGCGCCAUGCUAAGAGAGAUUUGGAGGCGAAGGUAAAGGAUCAAGAGGAGGAACUGGAUGAGCAGGCUGGACAGAUACAGAUGCUAGAGCAGGCCAAGCUGCGUCUGGAGAUGGAGAUGGAGAAGCAGAAACAGAAGCACAACAAGGAGCUGGACUCCCGGGAUGAGGAGGUGGAGGAGAUCAGGACACAGAGUCAUCGCAAGAUGAAGCAGCUGGAGAUGCAGCUGGAAGAUGAGCGCAGUGAGAAGUCCAGCCUCCAGCAGGUCAAACGGGAGCUGGAGCUGAAGAUCCGUGAGAUCGACGAGCGCGCGCCCAAACGGGACGUGGAGAAGGAGCUGCGUCUGAAGAAGGACCUAAAGAGGACGCGGGCCCUGCUGCAGGACGCACAGACCAUGAUAGAACACCUCAAGAUGAAUGCUCCGUCCAAACAACAGCUCAAACAGCUCAAGGGACAGCUGGAAGACUCGCAGUUCGCAUGUGCAGCUGCUGUGAAGGCCAGGAAGGCCAUAGAGUCAGAGCUGGAGGACCUUCAGCAUCAGCUGGACGAGACAUCUAAGGCAAAGAAUGAGGUGGAGCGUAAGAUCGGUCAGCUGGAGAGAGAGAAGACUGACCUGCAGAGUAAACUGGAGGAGGAUGGAGAGGAAAUGGCUGAACUGCUGAAGAAACACAAGGCUCUGGUGGCACAGGCAUCCCUGGAUAAGACCCAGAUAGCGGAGGAUGCAGCACACAUCGCUGAGCUGAACCAGCAGAAGGAGAACCUGGAGUCCACAGUAAGCGAACUGAUGGAUAAGCUGACUAUCAUGGAAGAGGGGUCAACUGGUGUUCCUCAUGCUUCACUUCUCAGGCUGGAGUCAAAGAUUCGUGACCUUGAGUCGAAGCUUGACCUUGAGCGCACCACGAAACACCGUCAGGAGAUCCAGGUGGGGCGUCUGAAGGAGAACAUCCAGCGGCUCCAGGAGGAGCGAGACAACUUGGACGCGGCCAAGCAGCGGCAUCAGGAGAUCACGCGGCGCAUGGAGCGCCAGCUGCGAGACUCACGGGAGGAGUUCUCGGACCUGCAGAGGAAGGAGACAGAGGCCACGCAGAAGAAACAUGACCUGGAAAUGGAGGUUGCAGAGUUUGAGAGUAAGAAUGAGGGUCUCCAGGCAGACCUGAAGCUGGCGUUCCGGCGAAUUGCAGAGCUCCAGGCAGCCUUGGAGGACGAUGUGUCAGACAGUGGGGAUGAUGAUAGCAGAAGUGAAAGUGAGAUCUCGGACGAUGAAGAGCUGACAGAGCUGCGCAAGAAGUUCCGCGCAAGAAGCCGCGACUGGAGCGACGACAGUGAGAGUGAGAGUGAAGAACCAAAGAGGCCUAGUCGCAAAAUUUCCUCGUCUCCCGAUGCCACUGUCCCGAAGGAGAACGGAGACUCGUCUCACCGCUCGUCAAACCGCUACAACCUGGAUGACGACGAUUCAGUGUUUACCAAGAAGUCGUCGUGGAGAGAUUAUAUCAACGAGGACGACAGCGAUGUAGACUUGGAGUACAACAGAGAAACCAGGAGAGCGUGGAGAGAGAGCAGCGCAGAUGCUGAUGAUGAGGAAACGGUUGUUAGAAAGCGGGCAAACAGGUCGUCCUUCUCCUGCCUGAAUGACAUGGAAGAGGAGGACGACUCGACAAAUCUCAAGAAGAAAUCCUCCCUCAUAGACACCAGCACAAAGACGGACACAAAGGUGACAAGGAGUUCCGCGAAGACUGAGACAAAGGCAACAGAAGAUGGAGUAGAGGAUGACAUAGAAGCGUCCAUCGAACGGGACAUAGCGGAGAUGAGAAAACGGCACCUACUUAGCAAGUCUGCCAGUGAGGAGCAGGCAGACUCCCCUCCGGAGGACAGAAAGUGGAAACUGUCAGACGGCACAGACUUAGACUCUUUACUGAAAGACUCCUCCUCCCGACACAGUAGACUCACACUGACAGACGACGAAAAGGAGGAGAUAUCCACCAGACAAACGCGGCUAACGGAUAACGUGAACGACAGUCGCAGCAGUAGAAUCUCGGAGGUGAACGAAGAGAACCGCAUACGCAAGAGCAGGCUGCUGGACGGCAGUCCGGACGACGUGGUCACCAGAAAUCGACGGCUGCUCGAUGACGAGAUUUCCUCCGACAUGCCCAAAGACGGUCUCGGGUCGGGAACUCGGACCAUGCACAUAGGAGGCACAGAACCUUCAGACAACAGCCUGGACCAGGUGGAUGCUGCAGUCUUACAAAGUCCCAGCUCUACUCUCACCAAGUAUAGAACAAGGUUCCGAGACCCAGAGCUUGCCUACUUGCUAAACGAUGAUGAUGAUGAGAAUGACGUCACAUCAUCACUUACUAAGAAAAGUAAGAAAUAUUCGGAGCUAGAGGACAAAGAUUUUCUGCCCAAAUCAAAAACUAGAUUAUCAUCCCCUCUAGAUGAUGAUGACGAUGAUAUAAUGAAAUUGUUGUCAAAAAGAUACAAAGGACGUUCGGGGUUAGAAGACUCUGACUUCCUUCCAAGAUCGAAAACCAGGGUGACUUCAGACUUUGACGAAGAUUUUGUCCCAUCAAUGGUAAUCUAUGGAACAAAGGGUCGCUCAGAGUUGGAGGACAUGGACUUUCUGCCAAAGUCCAAAGCAAAGUCCAAAGCAAAAGAUGGGGUGGAAGAUGACAUUUCAUCCCUGCUUUCUAAAGGAAAGAAAACUCUCUCAGAACUAGAGGACAAAGACCUUCUUCCAGUAUCCAAAGUACAGUCUCCAGUCAAAGAUAAAAACCUGGAAAAUGACAAAAAUGAUAGUGUAGAAGAUUCCAGUAAGAGUACUAAAUCUACAGAAGUGGCAGAAGAUACAGACACUAUCAAUUUAUCAGAGGUACAGAAGUCAGAAACUAAAGAUUUGGCAGUUGCUGAUGAACAGAAGGUGCAGGCUUCGAAAGACAGCAAAUCUUUGACCCCAACAAAAACAAAAGACUUGAUGGAUGAUGACGAGGUUGCAUCUCUGUUAGCUAAACGGAAGAAGGGCCAGCCUGAGGAAGAGGAGAAAAACGUUAGUCCGGAACCCAGGCAGUCUGUUACGGCUGCAGACUUGAUGGAGCCAGACGAUGUGGCGUCUUUGUUAGCGAAGCGCAGGAAAGGUCAGAGUGAGUUAGAGAACAAGGGAAUACUGCCCAAGUCUAAGGCUGAGACAUCGUGGCUGGAUAAGGAGCUUCCUGCUAUUGUUAAGGAGAAGGCUGUUCAAGAUACAACAGCUAAAGACGAGGUGAAAACAAAAGCAGAAAAUGAGAAUGAGGAAAAGGUUAAGAUGAAGGGCAAAACUGCUGAGCCCUCCAGUGAGGUGAAACAGAAAGUAGCAUCAGAUUUGUCUCCAUCCAUUCAAGAUGAAAAACCAGUGUCAAAGUCUGCAACUUCAAAAUUGGUAUCUGAAGAAGCAAACACACCAGCAAAGCCUGUUGAAGUCACCAAGAAAGUUAAAAAAGAAGAGCCUACUGAAGAUAAAGCAGUAAAGAGAGUGUCCUUCUUGGAGAAAUACACGGAAAUUGCCCUUGCUAAGGACGAGACAUUGCCCUCACUAUUAGCCCAGGAUACUAAAACUGUUUCUAAGGCAGACAAAGAAACUAAAAAUAUUUCCAAGGUAGCUUCAGAGAGUAAAGAUGUUCCCAAAUCUGCUGAAGCAAAAAAAGAUUUGUCUGUGGCAGGUAAGAAGAAAACAAAAGGUGAUCAAGAAAUGUCUAAGAUUCAGGAGACUAAAACUGUCUCCAAAGCAAAGGGUGAACUUGAAACUGUUUCUAAGACAGUCCAGGAAAUGAAAACAACUCAGUCGGCCCAGGACUCCAAAGCAGUUCCGAAGAAACAUGAAGAAGUUAAAAGUGUUCCUAUUGUACAUAAAGAACCAGAACCAGUUUCCAAAGUUGUUAAAGAGACUAAAGCUAGCUCUAAAGAAGAGAAGCAGCCAAGCCUUACAGAAGCCCUCCGUGCCGCAAACAAACAAAAUAACAUUGACUUGUUGAAAAGUAAGGUUGAGAUUAAGAACGAGCUGCAGAAGAUUUCCCUGGAUGUCCAGGAACUGAUGAGUGCAGCAUUCCAACCCAGAGACUCUGACACUGCAGAUAAGAAGGCAGGGAGGGUCACCACCACCCUCACCAAGGAGUUACAGUCUCCCACCAAGACUGAGAAAAAGACAGUCAAGGGAGGAGAAAAAGCACCUCCUGCUGUAGAUAGCGGUACGUCUCAACCAAAGAAAAGAGUGGUGUCAAGUCUGAAGCAGGACUUGAGAUCCCCAACAAAAACCAAAGCAGAAUUUCCUUUUGAAACCCAGGCUAAAACGGAGGGUGGCUUUUCUUCCGAGCAAAAAGUUCGGAAGGUUUCCAGUUUGACCACUGAGUUGAGGUCGACGCGCCAGGGUGCCAUAGAAAGUAAACCUCCAGAACCGAAACCUCCAGAACCACCUCAACAACAGCCUAACGUUCCCAAGUUCAAAAAGAUCAACCCACCUGCAUCUUUGGAUGGUGAGCUGACUCAUAGCUUGUUUGGUCUCAUGAACAAGCCAAAGUUCAAGAAAGGGAAACUUGCUUCACAGUUUGAACCGAAGAGUCCUAACGUUGAUUCUGUACCAAAGGACUCCAAAACUUCUUCCAGUUUACAAAAAAAUGAAACAGCUAAGAAAGAGACUGCCAUCUCAUCAGACAGCAAAGUCAUAAAAACUGAUAAAGACAAGAUUACAGUUCAGAAACAAUUGAAGCAAACAGAGCCCAAAGCUGAAGUGAAGAAAGUUGUGUCUGAAGUAAGUAGUGUUAAAGAGAACAGAAAUGUCCCUGGCAGAAAAGGUGGGAGAUCUAGAGACUCACCAAAAUCCCAAGAAAGGCGUGCGGAGGCAUAUAAGGCAGCUACAAAAAUCAAUGAGCCAAUAAAACCAAACCCUAUCAUGAUCCGACAACCUUCCCUUCCACAAGACAUUGAACCACCCACCGAAUUCCCAAAAGAGUUAGUGAAGUACGGUGUCAAGGAUGAAACUCCGAAAAAAGCCAGUGGCCCCAAGAAAAAACCCUCAGCUGUCCUACAAGCUGCUCUUUUCUGGGAGUCUAGAGUUGAUGUGAAAAGAUCGGGUAGUCCUGUACCCAGACCUUUUAGCCCUGAACCCCAAACAAAUGGCAAGAAGGCAAGCUCUGGUGGGGUAAGCAAGCAGGGUGCCGCACAGAACGAGGGAUGUACAGAUCAGAACUGCUUUUUGAGUUGAAGUAGCCCCCGUGAGACACACCAAGAUCACUAAACACGCUCCUCAGGUUCCCAAGACGUUCACCUCCACCGCCAAAGUCUCCUUCUCUCGCACCC